Molecule: messenger RNA, 1689 nt
Organism: Lecanosticta acicola
Lineage: Eukaryota; Fungi; Ascomycota; Dothideomycetes; Mycosphaerellales; Mycosphaerellaceae
Source: the annotation of a GenBank genome assembly
AUGUCUCCAAUGUCGCAGCUUUCAAUCUUGGCAUUUGCCUCGACCGUCCUGGCCUCUCCUUACGGACAUGGACAUGCUCACGGCCAUAAGCACCUUCACACUGGAACCGCGCCAUAUCCCGUCCCAAGCGGUAACAGCACCGGCAUAUGGGGCUCCACCGGAAUUCCGACACAGCAGUCGGCUGCCCCAACUGCUGCCGACCAGACCACUGGCUUCGAGACACUCUACUCGACUGUCAACGUCAACUACGCCUCUGGCUCUGGAGCCUCUGUUGGCGCAGCCGCCGAGGAGACUUCUGCUGCGCAAUGUGGCGCCGAUGUGACCGUUACCAGCACCGAGAAGGUCUACGUGACAGUUACUGGCGGGCAGGCGUCCAGCGCUCCAGUCUCUGCGGCUGAGGCCUCGUCUUCCAAGCCGGCAACCACUGUCCAUGUCACCCAGACCUACACCGCUCCGGGCUCCUAUGGCGGCAACAGCUCUGCGGCUGCUCCAGUCUCCUCUAGCUCUGCGGCACCCUCGGCACCCGCCUACUCGGCGCCUGCUUCAAGCAGCGUUGCUAGCAGCAGCAGCGAGGCCGCUCCAGUCUCAUCUUCGAGCUCUGCUGCUCCAGUCUCAUCUUCGAGCUCUGCUGCUCCGGUCUCGACUUCGAGCCCUGCUGCUCCCGUCUCGUCAUCGAGCUCUGCUGCUCCAGUCUCAUCUUCGAGCUCUGCCGCCGCUUACUCGCCACCAGCGUAUUCUGCCACCAGCCAGAGCUCUGAGGCUGCUCCCGUUUCGUCCAGCGCUGCGGCGUCCUCUGCACCAGCUUCGAGCAGCGCCGCGGCUCCGACGUCUACCUUGAGCUCCUCGUCCAGCUCUUCAUCCAGCGCUGCAGCUAUUCUGCCUACGCUCACAUAUUCCAUCGCAGACAAGGGCGUAGAUAGCACUGCAUCUGCCACUUCUUCCGCGCCUGCUUCGUACAGCUCUUCGAGCAGCUCCAGCUCUGGCAAGCGUGGACUCGGAUACAACGACGCCAGCCUCCUCACCUGCUUCGAGGGCUCCAGCGAGAUCUCGUGGGCUUACAAUUGGGAAGCCGUGAGCAAGGGUCUCACCGGCUUCACAUACAUCCCAACUCUCUGGGGCGACUCCGACACUUGGACCUCUUCCUGGUCUGAGGACGCCAAGUCUGCUAUCAGCAGUGGCUCUACUCAUUUGUUCUCCUUCAACGAGCCCGAUCUCGCUGCUCAAUCUAACCUGUCUCCGGCCGCUGCCGCCGCGGCUUACAAGACGUACAUGAACCCUCUGUCUGGCCAGGCCAAGCUCUGCGCUCCAUCUGUCACCAACGGUGUCGGCACCGACGCCGCACCAAUGGGUAUUCCGUGGUUGAAGGAGUUCAACUCCGCUUGCGGUGGUGCUUGCAAGAUUGACUGCUACAACUUCCACUGGUACGAUUCCGCCUCCAACAUCGAUUACUUCAAGGAGUACGUCAACAACGCAACCUCGCUCGCCGAUGGCAAGCCUAUCUUCAUCUCUGAGUUCGGUGCCACGGGCUCCGAUGACGAGAUCAACACCUUCCUGGAGACUGUCAUGCCCUGGAUGGACAGCAACGACAACAUCGCCGGCUAUGCCUACUACAUGGCAUCCAGCGGUCUCCUCGUCUCCGGCACCGAGCCAUCCACUUACGGCAGCACUUACAAGAGUUACACUUCGUAA